Vigna unguiculata (cowpea) is the source of this 984-nucleotide messenger RNA. RefSeq lists its product as uncharacterized. NCBI's taxonomy places the organism in Eukaryota, Viridiplantae, Streptophyta, Magnoliopsida, Fabales, Fabaceae. The record is from RefSeq and is a predicted model, not a curated record.
AUCAAUCUCCAUCAACUUUCCCUCACCUAUUGCAUGAUGGGCACUAACUCUUCUGUCACUGGCUUCUACAACUUCCUCACACAAGGACUCAAUGAACUACACCAAUCCUUCCUCUCACCCACUUUCAUGUCCAUCCAAUUCCUUUCACAGGUCAUUUCCUCUCUCCACUCUUUCCAUUCCCAACUCACCAUUUUGGUCCGAAAGCUUCGCUUGCCCGUUGGAGGGAAAUGGUUGGAUGAAUACAUGGACGAAAGCUCGAGGCUUUGGGAUUCUUGUCAUGUUCUCAAAUCAGCCAUUUCUGGAAUGGAGAAUUAUUACUCAGCCGCCUCUAACAUAGCUUCUUCUCUGGAUGGUUACCAUCAUUUUACUCCAGAACUUUCACGUCAGGUUGUUCGGGCAAUAAAUGUCUGUCAGAGGGAGAUUCUAGGAUUGGAAGAGGAAAACAAGAGUUUGAUGGAAACGAGGAUGGAGCCGUUGUCCCAAUGUUUGAUUCAGAACAUCUCGAUGGAAUCGAAGUUGAAUGGAUUCAGUGGAUUCCGAGGGGUUCUGUAUGCAAUGAGGAGUGUGAGUUCACUGCUUCUGAUGAUUCUGCUUUGCGGGCUUGCGUAUUGUUGGUCCUCCUCUUGCUUUCAGCAAGAAGGGUACGAGGAACACAUGGUUUUUGGAUCUGGAUUCAUGGUUUCGAUGGCGAUAUUGCAGCAGAAAGUGGCAGAGGAGAUAGACCAGACAGAAGGGCAACCAGGGAUUCUGCUGUUCGAGUUCCAACAAGCAAAGAACGCCAUGGAGGAACUGAAAAUGGAGUUGGAGAGAAUAGCAGGCUACGAAGAACAUGCUGAGAUCCAAGAAAAAGUUGACAACGUUAAGAGUUGUUUUGGUUUGUUGAGAUGUGGGGUCGACACUAUAGCGGGGCAACUUGAUGAUUUCUUUGAUGAAAUAGUAGAAGGAAGGAAGAAGCUUUUGGACAUGUGCAGCAAUAGGUAGAAA